CCAAAUUUCAAUCUUCGUGAAGCUGUAGUACGCCGUGGCACAGAAAAUUGUAAACCAAAAUCCAGCGAGGAAAAGAAGAGGAUAUACUUCGUAGGCAUGCCCAAGGCGACGGAACAGGAACCUGAAGAAAAGUACAUGGAGGUGUUCGUGAAAAUGCUCCAUCAAGCCCGCAAUUACUUCCUGGUUCACAGAGGAAAACAAGAGAAAAAAGAUCUUGAAUAUUUUUCCAAUGGAAAAAUUCAAAGCAUCUCCCACGAUGACAUUUUGGAGCAGCUUUCCUUGAGCCUCGCUAAGCGCUGUCGAAUGGAAUGGUCACCUCAACCUAGGAGUUCUGCACUUGAUCGCCUCCGUGCUAUUGCUGCUGAGAAAGAAAUGCCGUCGUUCAUGAAGAUCAUUAUCGAAUUUAUGGACGAGACGCGCCGGGAACUCACAGAGAUCAAUAGAAGAAAUGUGGAUAUCCUGGAGGAGAACAAAAAACUCAGGGAAGAGAAUUCCUCAUUAAGGCUUCAAAUUGAAAAAUUGCUUUCUCUUAGUCCUCAUCCUAAAGUUCAAGGAUUGUCCGAUAGUGAUACUUCUUCUCCUCCGCAAGGAUUUUCUCAUACUGAUUUUGGUGUCGAAUCUGAUCUUAAGCGUUCCAUUGUCAUAUCUGGAAUGACAGAAUGUGAUUCUAGGAGCACUUUCGAAUGCAUGAAGCACGAU
Ostertagia ostertagi is the source of this 699-nucleotide messenger RNA. NCBI's taxonomy places the organism in Eukaryota, Metazoa, Nematoda, Chromadorea, Rhabditida, Trichostrongylidae. The record is from the annotation of a GenBank genome assembly.